Phytophthora infestans T30-4 is the source of this 216-nucleotide messenger RNA. RefSeq lists its product as uncharacterized. The record is from RefSeq and is a predicted model, not a curated record. The coding region runs from base 1 to 216 and encodes 71 amino acids. The transcript has 2 exons. Lineage: Eukaryota; Oomycota; Peronosporomycetes; Peronosporales; Peronosporaceae.
AUGGUCGCCCAGUCCGACAACUUCAAGCUGAGCCCCUCGCGGAAGCGGGCAUUGUUGCAUUUUGCUCGGUCCUUCUGGCACAGUGACCGUCACCGUGACGAUCGUCACUUCCAGUUGCACUGCAACUUGCACAACGAUAAGUGGAGGUGGAGUCCACCUCAGUCAAGAAUGUCAAAAGGCGACGACGACUGGUGCAAUGCUGCUGCCGUCACUUGA